Eruca vesicaria subsp. sativa (arugula) is the source of this 1350-nucleotide messenger RNA. The record is from the annotation of a GenBank genome assembly. Lineage: Eukaryota; Viridiplantae; Streptophyta; Magnoliopsida; Brassicales; Brassicaceae.
AUGGCUUCCUCAGAGUUGCAAAGAGCCAUAGAGAACCCAGUUCUUGAGCUCAAAAUUAUAUCAGCCAGUGACCUCAGCCAUGUCGAUGCCACCGACAAGAUGGACGUGUACGCCGUCGUUUCAAUUCACGGCGAAGGUACUUACAAGACACAAACGGCCAAAACACCCAUUGACUACGACGGUGGUUUUAAUCCGACGUGGAACCACACCGUUAAGUUUCCGUGCAACGAAGAAGCAGCCCGUGAAGGCCGGUUAACCCUCAAGAUCGAGUUAUUUAGCUAUUUGCUCGAACGGAAGGAUGACCUAUAUCUAGGAGAUGUGAACAUCUCGGUUCAAGAGCUUUUUGUCUCAAAUCCACUUCCGCCGUCUGCUAACGGUAACGUCAAUAAGAUGAAGUCUAUAACUUGCCCUAUACAAGUCACAGAUGGAGGAAGUACCAACGCAAGGUUGUGCCUUUUGUACCGGUUUAAACCACUUCCGGUUGAUGAUUCGUAUCCUCCUGUACCUCAGGAUCAUUCCCUAUCGAUUGGCCAACCCGUUUAUCCAAACCCGGAACCAGCCAUAUCAGGUCAGCCUGUUGUAUUUUCCCCUCGGUUUCAAACCACCACGACUAAACUGAUCCUAGAGAUUGUGAUCAAGUUUGCCAAAGACAUUGAAGAUGUCAACGCCUUCUCAGCUAUGGACGUAUAUGCUUCAGUUGCGAUCCUUAAAGACAGGAAAGUCAAGGACAGGAUCAAUACCCCUGUCGCUUUCUCCGCAAAUACAAAUCCUAAAUGGAACCAGACGAUUAAGUUUUCACUCGAUGAGAAGGUAGCUCAAGAAGGGCGUUUGAUGCUCCUCGUGGAACUGAUGAGCCACAGGCCUUUCCUUGGUGAUAAAGAAAUCGGAUUCGUAAGACUUCCGAUGAAACAACUGUUAGGCUCAAAUCCUCCAGCCAAUGGUGAUGUUAACGGUAUGAAGUUGGAGACGCACGCUUUGACCGGUCCUUACGGUAAAAAAGGUGUCGUGAGCUUCACGUAUAGGUUUCUCGCGGAACAACUUAGGGUUUCAACGGUUCAGACGCCAUCUACAACAUCCCAACCAUAUAUCAUGUAUCUACCGGUUUCGCCUCAUUCAUACGCGUCAUCAGAUCCAAUACAGUUGACCCCAAGUUAUGUGACUGUUCAACAAGGUACAAAUGCUGGGCCGAGUAACGGCCUUGUACCAGUAUAUAUGUCGCCUCAAUAUCAAUCACAUGGAUAUCAACAAUAUUCACCACGAACGGCGCAACCGCAGCCACAACAUUCGCAGCUUAAGCCACUGUCUCAGAAGCCGUUCUCUCAGUCACUGCCGGAUACACAAGAAGCAUAA